CGGCACCGCCGCGCGGGAGUCUGGGUGCCGCCCCCGCAGCCGGGACUCCUGGUGCCGUCUGGUCGCUGGCGGAACCCUCGCCAACCCCGGACCCAGCAGGGCAAAGUUAUGUCCUAUUUCAGCAUUUGCUUCUGAAUUUGGCAUACAAAUUUCAGGACACAUGGAUGAGUGCCAACUUUUGCAUUUCCUGUGUGUAUCUUAUGAUCCUUCUAUCGUGGCUAUUCAAUUUUUUAGAACAUUCUUCAAAGAGUUCAUGCAUCUUGCUGAGGACACCUGACCUUUUGAAGCUUCAUAAUUCACAUCUAGAUGUCACCAGUCUUUCCCAUGUUAACAGUUUUGACUAUGUUUUAUUAUCUAUGCCUUCGGCGCCGAGCUAGGAUAGCUACAAGAGGAGAAAUGAUGAACAACCAUAGAACUAUAGAAUCAAACAGCCAGACUUCUUCUCUCAAUGCAGAGGUGGUCCAGUAUGCCAAAGAAGUAGUGGAUUUCAGUUCUCAUUAUGGGAGUGAGAAUAGUAUGUCCUAUACCAUGUGGAAUUUGGCAGGUGUACCAAACGUUUUCCCAAGUUCUGGUGACUUCACUCAGACAGCUGUGUUUCGAACUUAUGGAACUUGGUGGGAUCAGUGUCCUAGUGCUUCCUUACCAUUCAAGAGGACGCCACCUAAUUUUCAGAGCCAAGACUAUGUGGAACUUACUUUUGAACAACAGGUGUACCCUACAGCUGUUCAUGUUCUGGAAACCUAUCAUCCUGGAGCAGUCAUUAGAAUUCUGGCUUGUUCUGCAAAUCCCUAUUCCUCAAAUCAGCCAGCUGAAGUUAGAUGGGAGAUUCUUUGGUCAGAAGGACCUACGAAGGUGAAUGCUUCCCAGGCUCGUCAGUUUAAACCUUGUAUUAAGCAGAUAAAUUUCCCUACAAAUCUUAUACGACUAGAAGUAAAUAGUUCUCUUCUGGAUUAUUAUACUGAAUUAGAUGCAGUUGUAUUGCAUGGUGUGAAAGACAAGCCAAUGCUUUCUCUCAAGACUUCAUUUGUUGACAUGAAUGAUCUUGAAGAUGACUAUGAAGGAAAGAAUGGAUGUGGAAUGGACAAUCUGAAGAAGAAGUUUAGCAAUACUGCCCUCAGGGACUUGCCUAAUAAUGGAUAUUUUGAUAAACUACCUUAUGAGCUCAUUCAACUGAUUCUGCACCAUCUUACGCUACCAGACUUGUGCAGAUUAGCACAAACUUGCAAACUACUGAACCAACAUUGUUGUGAUCCUCUACAAUAUAUCCACCUCAAUCUGCAGCCAUACUGGGCAAAACUAAAUGAUACCUCCCUAGAAUUUCUUCAAGCUCGCUGCACUCUUGUCCAGUGGCUCAAUUUAUCUUGGACUGGUAACAGAGGCUUCAUCUCAGUUGCAGGAUUUAGCAGAUUUUUGAAGGUCUGUGGAUCUGAGUUAGUACGACUUGAAUUAUCGUGCAGCCACUUUCUUAAUGAAACUUGCUUGGAGAUUAUUUCUGAGGUGUGUCCAAAUCUACAGGACUUAAAUCUGUCAUCCUGUGAUAAACUACCACCUCAAGCUUUCAACCACAUUGCCAUGUUAUGUGGCCUUAAACGACUUGUUCUCUAUCGAACAAAAAUAGAGCAAACAGCGCUGCUCAGCAUUUUGAACUUCUGUUCAGAGCUUCAACACCUCAGUUUGGGUAGUUGUGUAAUGAUCGAAGAUUAUGAUGUGAUAGCUAGCAUGAUAGGAGCCAAGUGUAAAAAGCUCCGUACUCUGGAUCUGUGGCGAUGUAAGAACAUUACUGAGAAUGGGAUAGCAGAACUGGCUUCUGGAUGUCCACUUCUGGAGGAGCUUGACCUCGGCUGGUGCCCUACCCUGCAGAGCAGCACUGGGUGUUUUGCCAGACUGGCACGCCAGCUCCCAGACUUGCAAAAACUCUUUCUUACAGCCAACAGGUCAGUGUGUGACACAGACAUUGAAGAAUUGGCUUGUAAUUGUUCCAGGUUACGGCAACUGGACAUAUUAGGAACAAGAUUGGUAAGCCCUGCAUCCUUGAGAAAACUCCUGGAGUCCUGUAAAGAUCUUUCCUUACUUGAUGUGUCCUUCUGUUCACAGAUUGAUAAUAGAGCUGUUCUAGAGCUUACUGUGAGCUUUCCAAAAGUAUUCAUUAAAAAGAGCUUUACUCAGUGACUUGAUCUGUGUUCUAGAUUAAAAAUUAAUGUGCUUUGUUGGGUCUUAUUUGAGAAGUGGUUUUCAGUACCAUUAAGACAUUUAUGUUCCAAUUGGCUAUUUGAUGAUUUUGAAGAAAAUAUGAAAUUG
Molecule: messenger RNA, 2298 nt
Organism: Suncus etruscus (white-toothed pygmy shrew)
Lineage: Eukaryota; Metazoa; Chordata; Mammalia; Eulipotyphla; Soricidae
Gene: FBXL4
Product: F-box and leucine rich repeat protein 4
Exons: 9
Coding region: 307-2169 (620 amino acids)
Biological process (GO): SCF-dependent proteasomal ubiquitin-dependent protein catabolic process
Cellular component (GO): SCF ubiquitin ligase complex
Molecular function (GO): protein binding
Source: RefSeq, a predicted model, not a curated record